AUGACAUCAGUGCGCCUGGGAAAGAUGGGCGAGACUGAGCAGAGCUGAGUAGGAGCCGAUUGCUGGUAGCAGAGGAGCGGGAGGCAGGUUAGCAGGGUCCUGAUUCCUGCUAGCUAGGACUGGUCUCCCUCUUGUACCCUCCCACCACGGCGGCACACGUGAAGCCCACUGUGUGCAGAGUCAUCGUCUACCUGCAGCGAGAGAUGUCUGGCGACACUUGUCUGACGGCAAUGUGCCCUGCCUCUGGGGCCAAGCCUAAAACCUACAGCUUUAAAGGGGGCUGUCUAGGAAACAAGUAUGUUCGGCUGAAUGUGGGCGGUUCGUUGCACUACACCACAGUGCAGGUCCUGACAAGACAUGACACCAUGCUUAAGGCAAUGUUCAGUGGACGUAUGGAGGUCCUCACUGAUAAGGAAGGCUGGAUUCUUAUUGACCGAUGUGGAAAGCAUUUUGGAACCAUUCUGAACUAUCUGCGAGAUGACACCAUUGCACUUCCCAAGAACAGACACGAGAUCAAAGAACUUAUGGCAGAAGCUAAAUAUUAUCUAAUUCAGGGGCUGGUAGACAAGUGCCAGACAGCAUUGCAGGAUAAGAAUGAGUCAUACGAAGCAGUAUGUAAUAUCCCCAUCAUCACAUCUCCAAAAGAAGAAGAGAAACUGAUUGAAUCAUCUGCCAAGCCUGUGGUCAAACUCCUGUAUAAUAGAAGCAACAACAAGUAUUCAUACACCAGCAACUCUGAUGACAACCUUCUGAAAAACAUUGAGCUGUUUGAUAAGCUUUCCCUCCGAUUCAAUGGACGAGUCCUAUUCAUAAAGGAUGUGAUCGGAGAUGAAAUCUGCUGCUGGUCUUUCUAUGGUCAGGGGAGGAAAUUGGCAGAAGUUUGCUGUACCUCCAUAGUUUAUGCCACCGAGAAGAAGCAAACAAAGGUUGAAUUUCCUGAAGCACGAAUUUAUGAAGAGACGUUAAAUGUUUUGCUUUACGAAACUCCACGAGUCCCUGACAACUCUUUGUUGGAGGCCACAAGCCGUACACGCAGCCAAGCAUCUCAUAGUGAAGACGAUGAUGGUUUUGAGCUGCGUGACCGGGUUCGGCGCAUACAUGUCAAGAGAUACAGCACCUAUGAUGACAGGCAACUUGGCCACCAGUCUGCUUACAGGGACUGACUGUGACUACGGCAGAGAUUUGCAUAAGAACGCGGUGAAGACCUCUUCGCCUAGAUAAAUUUAUAGCCAUAGUCUUCGGUUCACUGCAUCUCUAAUAUUAUGCAUGAUAAUCAGUCAUCCAGCCUUCAGCAUCAAAUGGAUGACUAUAAGUUUUUCUGGACAGUGGAGUUAGACUCCAUUCUAGCAAUAUUAAGCACAGAAGACUUGAUGUCCUCCCAGACAUUUUGAUUGAG
Messenger RNA from Nanorana parkeri, 1396 nucleotides. RefSeq names its product TNF alpha induced protein 1 (gene TNFAIP1). Gene Ontology annotation, biological process: proteasome-mediated ubiquitin-dependent protein catabolic process; negative regulation of Rho protein signal transduction; protein homooligomerization. Gene Ontology annotation, molecular function: protein binding; ubiquitin-protein transferase activity. The transcript has 7 exons. NCBI's taxonomy places the organism in Eukaryota, Metazoa, Chordata, Amphibia, Anura, Dicroglossidae. Gene Ontology annotation, cellular component: Cul3-RING ubiquitin ligase complex. The record is from RefSeq and is a predicted model, not a curated record. Bases 204 to 1163 code for a protein of 319 amino acids.